AUGGCCAUGUUAUUCUUCUUUGCAGCAACAAUUGCAUCCAUAAUAAUAACAAUCCUCCUAGUUCUCCAUGUUCUUGAUCGCAAAAGAAGUUGUAAAGACCCUCUUUUCAUAGAUUGGCCACUCUUUGGCAUGUCAUUUCAACUUCUUUACAACUUCCAAAUUCAUGAUUUCUUAGCAAAUGUCUUGAAUCGCAAAGGAGGCACUGCUGAAUUCAUGGGACCUUGGUUCACCAACAUGAACUUCUUGCUCUCUACCGAUCCCAUGAACGCACAUCACGUAUUCAGCAAGAAUUUUGAAAACUAUGUCAAGGGACCCGAGUUUCGCGACGUUUUCGAUGUUUUCGGCGACGCCAUAAUCGUGACGGAUGAUCUUGAGAAAUGGAGAUACAUGAAGUCUUUCUUCCUUUCUCUGAUCAAGCAUAAAGGUUUUGAUAUCUUCUUCGAGAAAACGAUUCAGAACAAGGUGAAGAAUAGUUUGCUUCCCGUGUUGGAUCAUGCAUGGUUUCAAGGAACAGUGUUGGAUCUUCAAGAUGUCUUUUGUAGGUUCACAUUUGAUAACACAAGCUUGAUGGUGUUAGGGUUUGAUCCCAAAUCCCUUUCCCUUGGAUUCCCAACUGUUGAAGCUGAAAAGGCUUUUGAUGAUAUUGAAAAAUGCUUGUUCUACAGACAAAUGGUGCCCAAAAGUGUUUGGAAGUUUCAAGAAUGGCUCCAAAUUGGUAAUGAGAAGAAGAUGGCGAAAGCGUGCAAGGUUUUCGACCAUUUUCUUUGUACUCAAAUAGCUUCUAAACUCGAAGAGCUAAGCAAAACUAAGAAAACUAUGGACGCAAAUAGCGAUAAAACUAUUCGAUUCGAUAGCUUUCUUGCUGAAGCUACAAGAUACGAAUCGCUCGAUGCGAAACUUUUAAGAGAUUAUGGAUUUAAUUUUUUUGCUGCCGGCAGAGAUACCAUUGCCUCAGUUCUUACGUGGUUCUUUUGGCUUGUUGCUUCGCAUCCGGCAGUAGAAGCUAAGAUUCUGGAAGAAAUAGAAAAAAUUUUGGCGCUGUUGACAGGGGAAAUUACAAAAUUUUAA
Molecule: messenger RNA, 1068 nt
Organism: Arachis stenosperma
Lineage: Eukaryota; Viridiplantae; Streptophyta; Magnoliopsida; Fabales; Fabaceae
Product: alkane hydroxylase MAH1-like
Exons: 1
Coding region: 1-1068 (355 amino acids)
Molecular function (GO): heme binding; oxidoreductase activity, acting on paired donors, with incorporation or reduction of molecular oxygen; iron ion binding
Source: RefSeq, a predicted model, not a curated record